CGAUCCGACUAUAUAAACCCCCGGAGAGGGCCAUAAACAUCACAAAUCAAGUAACGUUGACUAGCCGUGCGAUCGCAAGUUCCCAUCGAAUCCUUAGCCAAACAAAAAUCACCAUGAAGUGCACAGUUGCCAUCGUCUUCGCCGCCCUCUUCGCCGUCGUCCUGGCCGCCCCCGCUCCCGAUGCGGAAGCCCAGAUCCUCCGCCUGGAGUCCGACGUCCAGCCCGAGGGCUAUAACUUUGCCUUGGAGACCAGUGAUGGCAAGAAGCACGAGGAGCAGGGUCAGCUGAAGAACGUUGGCACAGAGCAGGAGGCCAUCGUGGUGCGCGGCUCCUACUCCUUUGUGGCCGAUGAUGGCCAGACCUACACCGUCAACUACAUCGCCGACGAGAACGGAUUCCAGCCCGAGGGUGCCCAUCUGCCCAAUGUGCCCAUUGGCAACUAAACGGAUACGGAUACGCUAACCGAGAGCUGUUCUAUGUAUAAUGGUUUCUAGUUGAUUAUUAAAAAACGCGGCAAAAAAUCGAA
Drosophila erecta is the source of this 526-nucleotide messenger RNA. It is a transcript of the gene Lcp65Ac, whose product is annotated as larval cuticle protein 65Ag1. The record is from RefSeq and is a predicted model, not a curated record. Gene Ontology annotation, cellular component: chitin-based extracellular matrix. Lineage: Eukaryota; Metazoa; Arthropoda; Insecta; Diptera; Drosophilidae. The transcript is spliced from 2 exons. Gene Ontology annotation, molecular function: structural constituent of chitin-based larval cuticle. The coding region runs from base 114 to 443 and encodes 109 amino acids.